UGUUGCGCUCCUCUCACGCGAUCAAUACAUCCUUCCAUCUAGACGACUAGACAGCUCAUUCCUUUCGCUUUCCCAACUAUAUUCACCCUGCAGCCAAGAUGACGACCGCACUCAGAUCCAUCAAGUCCCUCGCACCGCUCCUCGACCGCGUACUCGUACAGCGAGUAAAAGCCGAGGCGAAAACGGCCGGCGGUAUCUUCCUUCCUGAGAGCGCGCAGAAAGAACUCAACCAGGCCCAAGUGCUCGCAGUCGGACCUGGCGCAAUGGACAAGGAUGGCAAGCGGAUACCCAUGAGCGUGACGGCGGGUGACAAGGUGUUGAUUCCGCAAUUCGGCGGCAGCCCGAUCAAGGUUGGUGAGGAGGAGUACUCCCUUUUCCGGGAUCACGACAUCCUCGCCAAGAUCAACGAGUAAACCCAGAAAGCAGACUUUGUCAACAGCAUAGCCGGCGCAACCCAGCGGGUCUUGGAAUAUAGCUGGCGCUCGGAACAAUGUGAGCGUUCGCAACUGGCAUUUGAAGUGUAGCUAUACCACUGUGUAAAUACAACUCUCCUCUUCGCGCGCACGGGCGUCCAGUGUGAAGUGACCUCACAAAAUCAAGGACGCAUUCGGAGCAUACCAAGCAUCUUACCGCGCAAACUCCGCCGAAGGCAUGACUUCUGGUGUGCUUUUUUCAUGGCAUAGACGUAGGCUGACGAUCACAUCUCGGUACCCGUAACACUCAUACUAAGCGAAAUGCACGGAAAUGGGCGAGUAAUGCAUCUAGCCUGCCAUCGGUGGACGAAGCCAAGCUCUCAA
Messenger RNA from Baudoinia panamericana UAMH 10762, 797 nucleotides. RefSeq lists its product as uncharacterized. The record is from RefSeq and is a predicted model, not a curated record. NCBI's taxonomy places the organism in Eukaryota, Fungi, Ascomycota, Dothideomycetes, Mycosphaerellales, Teratosphaeriaceae. The coding region runs from base 99 to 413 and encodes 104 amino acids. Gene Ontology annotation, cellular component: mitochondrial matrix. Gene Ontology annotation, molecular function: protein-folding chaperone binding; ATP binding; metal ion binding. The transcript is spliced from 4 exons.